Molecule: messenger RNA, 4305 nt
Organism: Sphaeramia orbicularis (orbiculate cardinalfish)
Lineage: Eukaryota; Metazoa; Chordata; Actinopteri; Kurtiformes; Apogonidae
Gene: mto1
Product: mitochondrial tRNA translation optimization 1
Biological process (GO): tRNA wobble uridine modification; tRNA methylation
Cellular component (GO): cytosol
Molecular function (GO): flavin adenine dinucleotide binding
Source: RefSeq, a predicted model, not a curated record
GAAUUCAUCACUAACUUAGAGAAGCAGCCAAAGCCCAGACAAAAAGACUUCACCUCGUAAACAACUUUGUGAGUGCGUCAAUACACUGAGUAUUACGGCUGCGUUCACGGACAGCAUGGCGGCCUCCAUUAAGAACAUUUGAGUAACCAAAGGCUUGCGAACAUGUACAGGAUUUGUCCAGUCUUUAAUUUAAGCUUCUGUAAUAAACCUGAAAAUUAGACCAUCUUCUUUUCCAGACCAAGAAAUUGUAAGUAGGCUAUCUAUGAAAAUCACGGUGUGCUUCUCACAUGUUGACAAAGAAGAUUGUCCCCCUGCAGAGCUUCUUGUCAGUGGUUUCCAGACGGGCAGGUCACCUCGCUGGACGGCACUAUGAUGUCAUUGUGGUGGGUGGUGGCCAUGCGGGCACCGAGGCAGCGGCGGCUGCAGCCAGAGUGGGAGCAGAGACCCUUCUGGUUACACAAAAAAUACAUACCAUUGGUGUCCUGUCCUGUAAUCCGUCUCUUGGAGGGGUAGGGAAGGGCCAGCUUGUGAAGGAGGUGGAUGCUUUAGAUGGGCUCUGUGGUCGAGCAGGGGACUGGGCGGGCAUAUAUUUUUCCAUUUUAAACAGAAGGAAAGGUCCCGCAGUGUGGGGUCCAAGGGCACAGCUGGACCGCCAGCGUUACCGCGAAUUCAUUCAGUCUGAGUUGCUGUGCACUCCCAGACUGACGGUGUUGGAGGGCGCGGUGGAGGAGCUGAUGGUGACAGAUGCAAACCCACAGGAGCCUGGACGUCACAGAGUCACUGGGAUACGUUUAGCAAAUGACAGCGACCCGAUCUUAGCCAGUUCUGUGGUUCUCACCACCGGUACUUUUUUGUCCGGUUCCCUCUUCAUGGGCCGAACCACUUCCCCCGGAGGUCGGAUUGGAGAUGCUCCGUCCAGUGCCGGUAUUUCAAACACCCUGAGGGACAGGCUGGGGCUAAGGAUGGGCAGACUGAAGACAGGUACACCUCCAAGGAUCUUGAAGGACUCGGUAGACUUUUCCUUGGCUAAGUUUCAACCCCCUGACAGCAUUCCAUCACCAUUCAGCUUCCUCAAUACCCACGUACGCUGUAAGCCUGAAGAACAGCAGUCAUGCUACCUGACCUAUACAACCCCUGGAGUAGAGCGAGUGGUGAGGGAGACCCUUCAUCUCAACUGUCAUGUACAGCAAGACACCAAGGGUCCAAGAUACUGCCCCUCCAUUGAGUCACGUGUGCUCCGCUUCCCGGGUCGAAGUCACCAGGUGUGGCUGGAGCCUGAGGGGGUGAACUCGGACCUUUUGUACCCUCAGGGUUUGACCAUGACUAUGCCCCCAGAGAUGCAGCUCCGUCUCAUCAGAGAAAUCCCCCCCUUCCACAGAGCUGAGAUCCACACACCAGGUUAUGGCGUGCAUUAUGACUACGUGUGUCCUACUCAGCUGAGUCCUGCCCUGCAGGUGAAAAGCGCCCAGGGUCUCUUUCUAGCCGGUCAAAUUAAUGGAACAACAGGAUACGAAGAGGCUGCUGCACAGGGCUGCUCAUCUCUUUAUUUACAUUCAGCUUUUCAGACGUUACUAAAGUUUACUAUUAAAAGCUAAGAAAACCUUCUGUCUGCACAGGGUGUGUGGGCGGGGGCGAACGCUGCACGCUCUGCAUUGUCCAUGCCUCCAGUGACUCUGUCUCGAACAGAGAGCUAUAUCGGAGUUCUGAUUGAUGACCUGGUGACCCGAGGAGUCACAGAACCUUACCGCAUGUUCACCAGCCGGGCUGAGUUUCGAACCUCCCUACGGCCGGACAAUGCAGACCUCCGCCUCACUCUGAAAGGGUUUGAGGAGGUGGGAUGCGUGUCCUCCUUUCGCUACCAGGAGACUGUAAGAGUAAGAGACAGUCUCCAGGAAGCACUCACAGCCCUUCAAUCUCUCACUAUGUCACCUCCUGCCUGGAGAAAAAAGCUGCCUGACAUAAGAAUGAGUGAGGCCAAGGGCAACAUGCUCAAUGGUAUGGAAGUGCUUCAAUACCAAGAUGUGUCCUUUGAAAUGUUGGAAUCUGUUUUCCCAGAGUGCCUUUCACCUUACAAGGAAUUCUCACAGAGGCUCAAGAUAGAGGCUGUUUACAGGCCACACUGUGAAUUGCAGAAGAGAGAUAUUGAGAGAAUUCAGAGGGAAGAGAACAUGUCUCUUCCACAGGACAUAGACUAUUUCUCUCUGCCGGUGUCUCUGUCUGUAGAAGUCAGACAGAUUCUGGACAGAGUUCGACCUAGCACUCUGGGAGCUGCUACACGCUUACCGGGUGUCACUCCUGCUGCUAUAGUCCACCUCCUCAACUAUGUAUGGCACAAAGGGCAAAAGGAGAAAAGAGCGCACAAACGCCAACUACACCAAAAGGAGGACAGAGAAGAGGAGCUGUCAGCAAGAAAUGCAUCUUGAGUAAAACAAUACCUCAUGAAGCCUUGUGUAUAAAUGUAUUUCUGAAAAUGUACAAAAAUAACUUAAGGUACAUAAUUAUUUUAUGGAGACAUGUAGCACUUUCAUGUUUUACACAAAAAAUAGGUUUUUUUAUUAACUGUACAAAAGAAGACCUAGAUAAAUAAAUCCCUAAAACAGUUCAUAGUAAAUAUUCACUCAUUACAUCCAUUCAGUACAUUUUUCUUAAAAUUAAGAAGCCCUUAAGCUUCAAAGUGUUACCUGAACAACUACCUACACAGGAAUUGUAAUCCUGUUAAUAACAUAACACUGAACAGCAUUAAACUCCAUGUGAUCUUCACGGUGUCACUGCCGUUUAGAACAAUGUGUCCAUCCAGCUCAGCAGUGCCUCUGGUAAAAAAGCCAAAUGGAAACUUCCAUUGAGGUUGAGGUGAGCCCCUUGGGGGUUCUGGGUAAACUGUAGUGUCAGCAAACAUCACCUGGGAGGUUAGAGUGAGAGGAGACGACACAGGACACUGAAAGACAGAAAAAGAGGAGAGAAUUUGGACAUUGGCUUAUUACAAUAUAAUGCUAUGAAUAAGUGCUUCACAGUAAAUGGGCCGAUUUUAGCUGUGUUUCCACCACAGGACGUUUCCCCGGAAGCUUUGGAAGAACACAGUGUGUCUCCACCAUAGGGACCAAGCUCUAAAUGUGGUUCCAGGGACUUUUAUUUUAGCCCCAAAAAUGUCCCUUGCUGGAUUUUCUAAAGUGUGAGGCUUGCAGCACUGAAAAUUUCUGAUUAGUUUCUACUCACAGCAUUUUAUUUCAGACAUGCUUACAUGCAUGGAAUUACAGAUGACAGCAUGUGACAGAUAAGCCAACGACAAAGGGCAAGCCUUACUGAGUAUGCUGAGUUGCAUGUAACAUGAUGUGUAAAAAUUGCUAUCGCUUUUUCCAUCUAAAUUUGUCUAAUUGUUUCUGGUCGACUUCUGGGACUAAAAGUUCCAGUGGUUUUGGGUGAAAACACAGUUCAUGAUAGUGUUCACAUAAAGAAGACUACCUUAAAACUUCGACACUUGAAAAGGUAUUUGGCCCCCAGGAUGUAGCUCUGAGGAAGGGCCAGGAGACCCUGACGAGCCCACAGCACUUGCACAGUGAGAGAGUGUGGGAGGGUGCAGCCUGAGUCACAGGUUUCCUGAGAGACAUUAAAAAGGCAGUCAUGAGGAUAAUCUGUGUUUUACUGCAGAGGCAAACCACACCUCAAAAUGAGACGAUCCCAAAAUAAUAAAUGCAGUACAUAGAUGGUUACCUCGGAGCCAACAGGGCACUCAUUAGUAAGAACUCUGGUCCAGUCUGGUUGUGGACCUGAGUUCAUGGCGACAACAUCAGGAAUGGCAAGUCCCUGCAAGACGCCAUAAAUCUGCAAACGCAGCUCUGAGCAGUUACUAGAUGGGGAACUGAACAGCACAGAGGAGGAGACACAACACGUUUUUAAGGCAGAUCAUAAACCACUGAUGCACCAUAAUCCUAAAUACUGUAUCAUUUCUUCAUAAACUGUAAAUAAAGAUGCAUGGGGUGACAUCAAAAUCCAGCUCACCUAAAUGUGCAACCACUGAUGGUAUUGUGGGUGAAGAGGAUGGGAGUCCUCCUGCUGGGGUCAGAAGAACACACCCCACCCUGUGACAUCCCAAGUGUGGUCAGCUGAUUAACAGUCAAGGAACCAUGAUGCAAGACGAAGAUCAGGGUUAUUAAAGUCAUUGACCAUAACUAAAUUGAAACUAAAUCUAGAAGCAAAAAUGUAAGUUCUCAUUUUUGUUUUCUUGCAGUGUAAAUGGUUCCUGGAACAGGACAAUAAAAUGGUUUUGUACAAUGCUGGACCUUCAAUAAACUAUGAUAUUGCUAAUCA